Messenger RNA from Cydia pomonella (codling moth), 1352 nucleotides. RefSeq names its product retinol-binding protein pinta-like. Gene Ontology annotation, molecular function: phosphatidylinositol bisphosphate binding. The transcript has 7 exons. Bases 391 to 1323 code for a protein of 310 amino acids. NCBI's taxonomy places the organism in Eukaryota, Metazoa, Arthropoda, Insecta, Lepidoptera, Tortricidae. Gene Ontology annotation, cellular component: membrane. The record is from RefSeq and is a predicted model, not a curated record.
UGAGAUGGCUAAUUUUUCUGUGUCUGUUUGUAGGUAGACUAACUGCCUGAAGCAAGAAAUAUAUCGACCGUAUUACCAUACUUAAUCCGUGGCAUCGGUUUUAUGUUCUCAGUAUCUAUCCAUCUAGCUCGCAGAACGCACGUAAAUAGGAACCACUAUCUAAUCACUCCAGUGAUAGCCUAAUAACAGUCUCGACAAAAUUAUCGCUAUCCUAGUUUGGUGUUACCCAGUCUUGACUUCAGUCCGCGAAUGAUGUUUUAAGCAUUUUCAGCGAAAUAUAUAUCCCGACGAAUAUGAAUUUACUGCUUGGUUAGCGCAUCAUUGGGAAACUUGUCACGAUCAUAUGUGAAAAGCCAUUGGAUAUUAAGCACAUUACCACCAUCAUCGAAUAUGACGAUUCGACCACUGUCUGCGGCACUCAAGGAGAAAGCCGCGAAAGAAAUAAAUGAGGAUGAUCGCAGAAUAGCGUCUGAUAUCACGGCGUUGAAGGACUGGCUAAAGAAACAGCCACAUCUGCAUGCAAUACAACCAACUGAUCAAUGGCUGCUGGCAUUUUUACGGGGAUGCAAGUUCAGUCUAGAACGUACAAAGGAAAAACUGGAUAUGUAUUAUACUUUAAAAGCGUUGGUGCCAGAGUUUUUAUCGAACAGGGAUCCAAUGGAUUCGAAGAUUCAGGAGACACUGAAAUUAGGUCUCUUCCUGCCACUGAAGAAAUGCCAGGGCGAAGAUUCAUCUCGCACUUGUAUCGUAAGGAUCGGGGUGUUCGAUGCCUCCAAGUACCACCUGACGGACGUGCUGAAGAUCGCCUUCAUGAUCACUGAGAUCAUGAUGCUGGAGGAUGACAAUUUCAAUGUCGCUGGCGAGGAAGUAAUCGUUGACAUGAAAGGUGUGGGGAUCAGCGUGCUAAGCCAAUGGACCCCAACGUUAGCAAAAAAAGCGAUCUCCUGCUUCGAGAAAGCUUUCCCAGUGCGUGUGCGGUCCAACUACAUAAUAAGCACUCCAGCGGGGUUCGAGGCUGCAUAUGCUAUUUUAAAAACCUUCCUUGGAGAAAAAUUGAAAAAAAGAAUAAAGGUUUAUAACCAGGACUACAAAGCUAUAUACCAUGCCGUCCCUCAAGCAAUGCUCCCGACGGAAUAUGGAGGACAAGACGGAUCUCUCCAGGAAUUGAUUGAUUACUGGAAGCUGAAAGUAGAGAGCUACCGCGACUGGUUCGUGGUUCAGGAGACAGUGCAGUCCGAUGAAGCCAAGCGGCCGGGCGAGCCCACUACGUCAUCCACUCUGUUCGGCGUCGAUGGCUCCUUCAGGACUUUGCAGUUCGAUUGAGUAAUUUUUAAUAAAACAUAUCAGUGCAA